Messenger RNA from Brassica rapa (field mustard), 2181 nucleotides. RefSeq lists its product as uncharacterized. Gene Ontology annotation, molecular function: nucleic acid binding; zinc ion binding. The record is from RefSeq and is a predicted model, not a curated record. NCBI's taxonomy places the organism in Eukaryota, Viridiplantae, Streptophyta, Magnoliopsida, Brassicales, Brassicaceae.
AUGAACAAUGGAUGGGGAUUUCUUGUUGAUGAAGAAAAAGGAGGCAGGUUACUUACUUUGGACACAAGUUCAAGCUUUGAAAACCUAAAGGCUAUGGUGUGUGAAGACUUUGGAAUUGAUGUAAACAUGGUCAAUAUAGAGCUGAGUUAUUUACCUUCCGAUUUGAUCAAUAGCAUCUACUCACCCCCUGUUAUCAUCACCAGUGAAAGACAAGUUCGAAAUUUUCUUACAUAUGUAAAGAACAAAGCUUCGACGCAGUUGUGUGUGAGUACUCAAGCCUCUAACAUAGCGGAAGAAGGUAGUGAGUCGCCUAACAGAGAGGAAGCGCUUAUGGAGUCUGACGAUUCAAGUGAUAUGGAUUCAGAACAAGAUGUUGAGGUACCUGACAGUGAAGAUGACAAAAAGUGUGACAAAGAAAAGAUCAAUGAAGAUGGUGUUCGCUUUUCUUUGGUGGAUGUUGUGAAGAAGGGUCAAUCUUUUACUUCCAAAACACUUUUGAAGGCAGCAUUCGAAAUAUGUGCAAUGAAAAAUAAUUUCGACUACGUGGUUGUCAGAUCGGAUAAAAAAGUAUGGUACAUUCGUUGCUCAGAUGAUGACUGCACAUGGCGUGUUCGUGCAGAGGGUUUAACAGGCUCAUCGUAUUUUAUCAUCAAAAAGUAUGUACCUGAUCAUUCAUGUGCUGCCUCCAAUAGGAAGGGUUCUGUUAGGACAGUUUCAGCAAAAACAGUGGGUACUCUGAUCAUGCAUAAGUAUGAAACUGCUAAAGAAGGACCGAGAUCGGAUGAUAUAAUCCAGUAUAUGCGUAUGGUAUAUGGAGUUGAGAUAUCCUAUUCUUUGGCGUGGGAUGCACGUGAAUAUGCAAUCAACGCAGUUAAAGGUAUUCCGGAGAAAGGUUAUGAAAAAAUUCCUAAAUACUUGCAUAUGAUGAAGGAAGCUAAUCCAGGGUCACACACAUUUUAUGAAAGGGAUACAAAAGGGAGAUUCAAAUACCUCUUCAUCUCGUUUGGUCAGAGUGUUCGCGGUUUCUAUGCUGCAAUUAGAAAAGUUAUUGUGGUGGAUGGGACUUUUUUGAAGAGCAAAUACAAAGGAGUAUUACUAGUUGCUACAGCAUUAGAUGGAAACUCGAGUUUAUAUCCUAUUGCCUUUGGAGUUGUCGACUCAGAGAAUGACCUCGCGUGGAACUGGUUUAUGAGACAACUUAAUAUGGUCAUUGCUGACGACCAUAGUUUAGCUUUUGUGUCUGAUAGGAAUUCCUCAAUUGCUAAAGCUAUUGCGAGAGUGUACCCGCAAGCUCAUCAUGGAAUUUGCAUUCACCACUUGCUGAAUAAUGUUGUAACAUAUUUCAGCGGGAAAGGUGUGGCUGGUUUGGUUGCUAAGGCUUCUAAAGCUUAUCGAGCUGCUGAUUUUCGUAAGGUCUUCACUGCUAUUUUCGCUAUUAGUCCUGAAAUUGGACAGUAUCUCAUAGAUGCCGAUGUGAGGAAGUGGGCUCGUUGUCAGUUUCCGGGUUACAGAUAUGAUAUUAGGACUACUAACCCUGCGGAGUCGAUAAAUGCAGCUUUGCGUACGCCUAGAGAGUUUCCAGUGAUACCUUUGUUGGACAGCAUUAGGGAAAUGAUGACUCGAUGGUUUUUUAAACGUAGAACUUUAAGUUCUAAGCAUUCGAAGCCACUAACCAUUGCUGUGGAGAAGAAGAUUGACAGAAGGAUUGAGAAGGGUAAGACAUUUAAGGUGUUUCCCGUUAGCGAUCAUAGGUUUUUAGUUCAAGGUGACACUUUCGACUGCUCGGUAGACUUGGUCAGACGCACGUGUUCAUGUGGGAAAUUCGAUCUGAUGAAAAUCCCAUGCAGGCACGCCAUAAAAGCAGGCUUCAGUGUUGGAAUAAGACCACACACACUCACAGACGACAUGUACACUACUGCCUCAUGGCGCUCGGCUUAUGAAGAAAGCAUAAAUCCUAUUAGCGUCCCUGAAGAUGCAUGGAAACUCCCAUCUCAUGUGGAGAAGUCAAAAAUGCUUCCUCCAGAGAGUAGACGAGCUGCGGGUAGGAGAAAGAAACGCAGAUACGAGACAGCCGAAGAUAAGAUCCGUUCGUCACAAGGAACUCAACGCUCUACAGUUCGGAAAUGCAGUCGAUGUGGGAUUGAAGGUCACAACAGGAGAACAUGUGAUUUAGCAAUAUAA